This is a messenger RNA of Podarcis lilfordi (Lilford's wall lizard), 8027 nucleotides long. The record is from the annotation of a GenBank genome assembly. Lineage: Eukaryota; Metazoa; Chordata; Lepidosauria; Squamata; Lacertidae.
AGACCCGGGGGCGGAGGGAGGGGGGAGGGUCUGGAAAGAUGGCGGAGCCGUCGAGCGUUUCUCCGGAGAGCUCCUGGACGGCCAGAGUGAGUGAGACCGGGGGGUGUAAGGGCAAGGCGAGCGGGUGGGGACCGAGGCUCAAGCCAUGGGGCAGGUCUAAGGGACGGGGCGGGUGGGUCCCGGUCGCCUGCUCAGCUCGGAACCCGCGAGGCUCUGAAGACAGUGUCUCUGAGCAUGUGAAGAAUGCCCCUUCCCCCCUGGGAAGCAGGCCUGGGGCCUUUUCAGUGUAUAUAACCUAAACCCCAUCCCUCCAGGUCAGUGAAUAGGGAGAAGUGGGAAGAAAGGCGCUCGCUUGAUCGCCUCUGGGGCGGAUUUCUCUGGUUACGAAAUCAGCUGAAAUCUGGGCUUAGUUUAAACGUGGCUUAAUGGAGCUGAUAAACAACCCCUCCUAAUUGCAUUAAAAGAUGCCAAGGAGACUUAGAAAAAGAAAAAGCAGCAGUUGGUUCUCCCGGGAUUGCAUAGCUGUCAACGUUUUCCCUUUUUUUUAAGGGAAAUUCCCUUAUUCCAAGUUUGAUUCCCUCCCCCUCUUUCUUUUUCCUUUCUCCUCCUGUGAAGAGGCUGCUUCCUAAUGUUUUAAUGUUGUAUUUUAAUCUUGUUUUUAAAUUGUAUUUUAAUCAACUUGUUUUUAUUAUUGGUUGUUAGCUGCCGUGAGCCCGGUCUUGGCUGGGGAGGGCGGAGUAUGAAUAAAAUUUAUUAUUAUUAUUAUUAUUCCGAGUAGGAUUCCUCACAAGAAAAGGGGAAAAGUUGACAGUUAUGGGAUUGGCAUUCUGGCCUUUCAAAACUCCUCCUGCCCCUUCGACAGCCUGAACUGACCCUCCCUCUGCGCUCACGAUGAUGGAGCCUUUCUCAGCUGUGGGUUCCCAGAUGUUGGACUAUAACUACCAUCGUCCCUAACUAGCAGGACCAGCCGUCAGGAAUGAUGGGAGUUGUAGUCCAACAGCCUGGGGGGGGACGACCCAAGGUUGGGAAAGGCAGAAGUAAGGGGAGACCCUGUUGAAUGUUUGUGUGUAUUUGAGCUGCUAAGUGCAUAGGAAAAGAGCUGGAAAAGAUUAUAGUGCCCAUUGCUCGUUUUCCGCUGCGUUGCAAAUGGGCCAGAAUGAAAGAGGAGUGGGGAAAGCUCAGCACUGAGACCUCUGCUCCAAAAGGCCUGAAAUUGUGAGGCUCCUGUUUCAGGAAUUCUGCCUUAGACCACUUAGCCAUCCCACCUAGUGUUGUUUACUGGCAGCAGCUCUGCAAGAUCCUUUCUUAGGCCCUGCUGCUGCUGAUUCUGGGAUAGUUCCCAAAGCUACCCCCUCCCCUCCAGAAGGUGGGAAUAUUGCUUGUCUCCUAUCCAGAGAGGGGCGCGGGUGGCGCUGUGGGUUAAACCACAGAGCCUAGGACUUGCCGAUCAGAAGGUCAGCGGUUCGAAUCCCCGCAACGGGGCGAGCUCCCGUUGCUUGGUCUCUGCUCCUGCCAACCUAGCAGUUUGAAAGCACGUCAAAGUGCAAGUAGAUAAAUAGGUACCGCUCCGGCGGGAAGGUAAACGGCGUUUCCGUGCGCUGCUCUGGUUUGCCAGAAGCGGCUUAGUCAUGCUGGCCACAUGACCCAGAAGCUGUACACCGGCUCCCUCGGCCAAUAAAGCGAGAUGAGCAACCCCAGAGUCGGCCACGACUGGACCUAAUGGUCCGGGGUCUCUUUACCUUUACCUAUCCAGAGGCUGCAAUAUACAACUUUCAGUUUCCUCCCUUUAGUGCUAUAAAAUAUAUGAGGGCAAAAGCAACCUUUCAGCAGGUUGACUUCCUGCAUUGUCACUUUGAUCUUUCUACACAGAGAGUAAUUAGGUUUUGAAAAAAAUGUUUUAAUGGGGGUCGAUGGAAUGAUUUUGUUUUAGCUUUACUUGACAUGAGAUAACAGCAUAUUUGUUGAACACACCUCUUUGUGCACUCAGCACAGAGGUAUCAGUUUUAGAGAUGCUUAAGAACCAGCCACAGUUCAGGUAAGACAUUGGCAUGUGUCUAAAGAAAAAGUUGUCUUAUUUCCACCCCCCUCUCUUCUUGUGGCACAACAAACCAGGUUGACUCGACGUUUAGCGACAACGGGCUGGAUCCUGGUAAGUGUUUGGUAGCCCCUCUUUCUCAUGACUUCUUGGAUUGCUUAUCGUCUUGCUAAAUAUCCUUAGCUGCUUUCCCUGCUUCUCCCUGGGCCCUUGUGUUUUAACAGGUGCUCUUCCCUUCCUUGGUGGAUUCGUGUUUUGGGCCUACACAUUUCAGCUGGGCUUUGGAUCCACAAAUUUUGGCUAGCCAUCGUUUGUGGUUGCCACUGACUCUUCCCCUCCCCUCCUCAGACACGCACAGGAUUUGGGAAGGACAAGGUCUCCCGUGUUGCCCUUUCGGAAGCGUUCAGCUGGGAACGGAAGGGUUGUGUGAAUCUGCGUGCCGCUACAUAUUGCACCCAUAUUCUUAGAGUGGGAGAGGGACGACGCCUCAUCUUUGAGCUGGAAGCAUGAAAUGACAAGGGAGAAUUGUGAGGGAGGCAGGCAGUUAUGGUGACCUCGUUUGUGGGCCUUUCGUGCCAUACAUACACACUUACCAGAGAUAUAUAUGACGGAUCACACCACCGCAUUCAGCUAAUGUAGCUUAGCUCCCGGUUGCCCAAUUGCAACCGGUGAAUCCCUGCUUCACAUAAAAGUGUGCUAUCAAAGAGGGAGGACCGAACCCUUUUCUCCCCCUAACUGCAAACGCAGUAGGGUGGAUAGAGGGUAUUAAGGAGCAAAAUUAUGUGGAGGGUGCACUCUUGUCAGGUCUACUUUGGUGGUGUUUCUCUUUCAGCACUCUUUGUGGAAAGCAGGAGGAAAGGGAGCAUUGCAUCAAGAGCAAACAGCAUCGGCUCCACCAGUGCCUCUUCAGUACCCAACACAGGUACAGCCCACUGACUUCUCUGUCAAUGGAACAGUCACUCGUCUCCCAACUGUGAAGUGAACAGAGCCUCUCACCUGUACCCCUGCAUUAUUCUGGGAGGCAGUGUCUUAAGUAUUCCAGUUGAAGGGAGUGCCAUGGAAGGGAAGAAGAGAGGUAUUAAAGGACUACCAAAUGGGACAUCAGGUUCACCAUUGGUUGGUGAUGACUUUUGGAAACUGCACUCCUAGUUUGACAUAGCCAAAUUCUCGGCUAAUCCCUGGCUUUUUUGCAAGGUGUUAACGUCCCAUCCCUCCUUCUCAGUGGCCCAUGGAAGUGUGAAAAUGCAGAGAAAAGGAAGCCCCCUAGCAGGGGUGUAUUCCCUUUUAAUUCCCAGAAAAGGGAUCCGAGGCUGGCUUGCGCUUUCACAGCCUACAAAUGGCGAUUCUUCCAAUAUACCCGUGCAGUUUUCUCGUCGCAACUUGAGCCUGAUGAAAUCUUGCGGUGAGGAAGCUGCUGGGCGCCCUCCCCCGCUUCCCUUAGGCCCCUUCCUGCUGCCUUGCCCCUUAGCUGACAGGGCCUGUUUUCCUGCUGCAGAUGAUGAAGACUCCGACUACCAGCAGGAAGCCUACAAAGAAAUCUACAAGGACCGCCGCCGCCGCGCCCACACACAGGCUGAGCAGAAGCGGAGGGAUGCCAUCAAGGUCAGAAAGUGGGGUGACCUACACAUCCAUACAUGCUCGACGCCCCUUUCUGCCCCCCUGGUAUAGCAAGUUUGCACUGCCCCUCCCCUGCAGCAGCCAAGAAAAAUGGCGGCUGGAGGUGUGCUGACUUAGCUAAUCAUUUGGGAGGGGACAGCCUUGCUUUGUAAGUUUUAACACCGCUCUCCCUCUCUCCUACAGAAAGGCUACGACGAUUUGCAGUCGAUUGUACCUACCUGCCAGCAGCAGGAUUUCUCCAUAGGUUCAGGGAAGUUAAGCAAGGCAAUUGUGUUGCAGAAAAGUGAGUUGAGGAACUGCUUGGGUGUGUUUGGCUUUUCGUCUUCCUUCCAUUUGCAUUGUGCAUCUUAUUUCUUACUAUCUUCUGUCUUAUUUCUUGCCAAGCUCCCACUAGUCUUGAAACCAGUUUCAUCCUCUGCUCGCUCACUCUCCUUUUCAGAUUAUGAAACUCUGAAUAGAUUUGUCUAACUAGCACUAGUGCCUAAAGGGAGCCUAGCUUGCUUGUCUUCCUCCUAGAGGGAGAGAUAGACUGCAACUUUCCUGAGUUAACAGGGCAGAAUAGCCCACAGGUUCUGGUUAUGUUUUGAGAAGCCCCUCUGUGGUUGCGUUCUAACCCGCUGGUGUCUUUGCUCCUCAGCCAUUGACUAUAUCCAGUUCUUGCACAAGGAAAAGAAAAAGCAGGAGGAAGAAGUCUCCACGCUCCGGAAAGAUGUAAUGGCCUUGAAAAUCAUGAAAAUGUAAGACCCUCUGUUAAUGUACACAUGCCAUUAAGACAGCAUGCUUCAGUAGCAGCCGUUCCCACAAUAUUUAUAAGGGACGGAAUUGAACUCCUUAAUUGUGAGCGGUCAAUUCUAUCCUGUUUCUUUGAGCUUUUAGCUUUCCCCGCUGCAACAGCUGCUAUAAAACAUCCGAGAGUUCAGAUAAGCCCUCCAUGUCUUUCCAGCCCAAUCUGCUUCUCCUAAGCCCACAUUUAUGCAUUUCAGAAACUACGAACAGAUUGUCAAAGCUCACCAGGACAAUCCUAAUGAAGGGAAGAACCAGGUCUCCGACCAGGUGAAGUUCAACGUUUUCCAGGGUAUCAUGGAUUCCUUGUUCCAGUCCUUCAACGCCUCCAUUUCCGUGACAAGCUUUCAGGAGCUCUCGGCAUGUGUCUUCAGCUGGAUAGAAGAGCACUGCAAGCCACAGGUAAUUCCGCAGUUUGAGAGCAUGUGGCUAGCCGUUUCGUGCAGCAAAUACGUGCUUGUUUUGCUCAUGCUAACCUCUUUGGAGUCUGUGCUGCCUCCUGCUCAGAGGCAAGCAGGUGGAAAUUGAAUCGAUCGAGGGGUCAUGAGAUAGAUUUCCUUAACUCCUCCUGCUGUUGCUAAGUACCACUCAGUAGCCUAUGGCGUUCAUCUCUUUGUACAGCUGGAACUGGGUAGAUUGAACUCCUGAUAGGAGAGAAAUGGUUUCCUUAUCUUCCACAGUACCUUAAUUAUGCAAAUACUCCCAAGUCAGCAGGGCACUAGAGCAGGGAGCAAAGGGUUAACCCCUUCCACUAGAAUGCAGGGGCAAAAUCAGAAAAAAAAUGGCCUUCUGGAAAAGUAUAGCGCUUUCAGCCUACGUGGGAGCUGCUUGUCCAUCACUGGACUCAAAAAGAUGAGGGCUGCUGGCCAGCCUAUAGCAUGCUCUGCCCCAGACUGACUCAGGAGACAACGGGUCUCUGAUCUCGUGGACCUCAGUGUCCCCAGCUAUGGCAGCUCCUAGUCCAUCUGCCUCUCCUCUCCAGUGUCUGAUAAUCUGUUCAUUUAGUGCCCAGGUAGGACUGUCAAGAGUAGCUCAUACCAGCCUGGUCCUCAGCAGUGAGAUGACAAAGUGCUGUGGAAGUGGUACAGUUGUGUCCCAAUGGACACAACUUCGACUUGGCUCCUAAGAUGUCCCACGCCUGCUGAUUUUGGCCUUGGCUUUACUGCCUACUGCAGAAUUCUGUGACCAGAACAUCUCAGUUCUGCACCCACAUUAACAUUUACCUAGGUAAAUUCACAAUUUAGUUUGAACAGUAAGAUCUGAGUGUUUAAACUUGCACAGUUUUUUGGAAGGGAGUCGAGAUGUGAAGGCAGAUAUGUAUUUACAGUGGUGCCCCGCAAGACGAAUGCCUCGCAAGACGGAAAACCCGCUAGACGAAAGGGUUUUCCGUUUUGGAGGUGCUUCGCAAAACGAAUUUCCUAUGUGCUUGCUUCGCAAGACGAAAAUGUCUUGCGAGUUCCUGCGGGGUUUUUUUCCUUCCCCCCCCUUUUUCCCAAGCCGCUAAACCGCUUAUCAGCUGAUGGCUAAGCUGCUUAACAGCUGAUCGCUAAGCCGCUUAUCAGCUGAUCGUUAAGCCGCUUAUCAGCUGAUCUUUAAGCCGCUUAACAGCUGAUCUUUAAGCCGCUUAUCAGCUGAUCCGCUAAGCCCGCUAAGCUGCUAAUACUGUAGCGCUAAUCCGCUAAACCGCUAAUGGGCUUACUUCGCAAGACGAAAAAAACCCGCAAGACGAAGAGACUCGCGGAACGGAUUCUUUUCGUCUUGCGAGGCACCACUGUAUAGAAGAUCUCCCCUCCCAUUACUAGAAGUCUCAUCCAUAUUUGCUCAGUGCUGAUCAACUGCUCAACUUUAUCAAGCGUUCCCCCGCCCCACCUCAGAUCCUCAGGAUCCACAUCAGGCUUUGAUUACCAGCACUUUAUGCAGGAUGAUCCUAAGGAACUUGACAAAUGGCUCCUCCUCCAACUGUUGUGUAGUAUUUGCUUAUAAAAAGAUUUAUAUACUGCUAACUCAUAUAGAAAAUGUCUAAGCUACAUACAGCAAACAUAAAAUCAGAAGGAACUCGCCAAUCACAUGAAAUCCACCCACCCAAGGAAGAUGUGAUGUUUCUUGGCUGAUCUCCAUCGCGAGGGCAUUCCACAUUGUUGGAUCAGCCAUGCUGAAUUUUUCAUAGAUACUAACAGUCCUCAUUCACUUGAGAGACAGUUAAUGGCAUUCCUCCAGUAGGUCUCAGCGAUUAAACAGGGACAUAAGGGGAAACCCAGCCAGAUGGGCGGGUUAUAAACAAUUAAUUUAUUAUUAUUAUUAUUAUUAUUAUUACUAUGUCUCAGGUGGUCCUUAGGGUAAGGUGCAAGACUGUGAUGUCCCCCUGUUAAGAGGUUGAUGAUUCCCAUGGGUCAGGAGCCUGAAAACUAAAGGUUCUGGUUUAAUCCCAUCCAGCCUAGUUUCCCCUGUCUUCCCAGCCCUACCAAAGAAUACCCUUUAACCUGAACCAGCUUCUUACGAAUUCCUAUGGACUUUCCCCUCCUAGACCCUACGGGACAUUGUGAUUGGCGUCCUGCAACAACUGAAGAGCCAGCUCUACUGACCACACUUGGGCACCCCAGGAGGGGUGUGUUGUAGCCUGGCGCUCUGUAGCCAAGAGGCUAUUCCUGCCCGUACUUCCUCUUCAAGCUUUUUUGGAGGGCUAUUUGAUUGUAUUGACCUCUGAAACCCUUCUCUCGGCCUCCUUAUGUGAGCAGGAAAGAAAUUAGCUGUCUGUUCAUGAGGAUCAGUCGCUGCGGUCUCGCUCUUUCAAGCCUCGGCCCUGAUGUGUUCUUCAUGUUGACCUAGCUUGUCUGAUAAAAACCCAUCUACAACGCACAGUCCUAGGGUUUGAUUGUGAGCCAAGUUCCUUCCCUAAGGGUACGUAAGUACCGGGACUCAAGCUCUCUUCCAGCCUUCGCUUCACCUCAAAUCAAGAGCAGACGCUCUUAAAUUCUCAGUACACAUAAGGCUUUGGUCUAAGUGGCAUUAACUUGGUGUGGACACUUUAAAACAGAGCCCCCUCUCCAUUGUGUUUUAUUCAGACACCCAAUUUGCACACCCAGAUGCCUUAGCCCAGCAUUUAGUUUGGGCUACUAAGGGCUGUGAGCUGAACAAGUUAUGCAAUAAAUGGGUGUGUUUUGCAUACAUGAUGUAUUCUGCUUGCCGUGCAGAAGGGCAGUAAGCCAUGCUAACACUGAAGCCUUGCUCUCCAAUUCCAGCUUCUGUAAUUGUUUGACCGGGUCACAAUACCGUUUGCCUUCAGUACCACAGAUUGAGAGAGGCUGGCAAGGCUUACAUGGCAGGGGAAGCCUUUUCAGCCCCUCGGAGCCCCCCAGUUUCUAAAAAUGCAGCAAAAGUGAGCCUAAGCCAACCCUCCUCUGCAGCUUCUGCUUUCUGUUCUGUAGCUACAAAGAAGGAGGGUCCCCUGUCCUUUUAUAAGCACCACUUUCUAGAUCUGCUGCUGGCUGGUGGAUAAGGACUCGCUUAGACAGACCUCACUUGUGAAAAUGAAAACUAUUUUUUUAUAUCAUGACAAGCAAUUCUAAUAAAUUUUGCUAAGUGUUUGAAUGAC